This is a messenger RNA of Cygnus olor (mute swan), 6463 nucleotides long. RefSeq names its product uroplakin 3A (gene UPK3A). Lineage: Eukaryota; Metazoa; Chordata; Aves; Anseriformes; Anatidae. The transcript has 12 exons. The coding region runs from base 4731 to 5525 and encodes 264 amino acids. The record is from RefSeq and is a predicted model, not a curated record.
CGGCCCGGCCCACCGCGGCUCCCGGGCUCCCCCUGCGGAGCCGCUCAGCCCCGCAGCACCAACCCUUCCGCCCUUCCGCCUCUGGCCGCCCGACCCUACGGACGCUGCGGCCAUCGAGGUUGAGAUGCUUCUUGAAAUAAUUGGAUGAGAGUGCCUAAGGUCUUUUAUAAGCAACUGAAGUGGGUGCCUAUGUAAGGAAAACAACAUGGUGAAGAAAAGGAAAAAGAACGACAAAGAGAUGGUUUUGAGAGAUACCAGAAACUAGUAAUGCAUGUAGUAAAUGAAGCAGGGGAGUUACAGUGCAAGGAAGGAAAACUUCUCAGUUGAAGCUGCUACAUGGUAUCCUGAAGACCAACUCAGGACUGUGGGUUUAUCCCUGUUGAUGGCAAAGGAACUCACACCAGCAUAGCUGAAAUUCUAAUACUGCUUUAUCUAUUGCAUCGCUCCUCCAGCAACUAUUUACACUGAAUCCUACCUGUGAUCAAUUAUUAACUUAUAUUUGCCAGUAAAAUCAGCUGAAACUUCAGAUCAUCAGAAGCACAUGAAUCAGGAGAAGUUUCUUCAUUUUUUUUAGUAUUGUUUCUUGAGUGGCUGCUUCACUUUUCAAUGUCAGAAAUUAUCCUGGGAUGGAUUUUUGCAAAUGUUUUGUAGUAUAAGAUUGGCUUUUCUUCAGCCUUCAGUCACUGACCAAAGCUAUUUACAGCCAAGCACAUCCAACAUACAGAUAAUCCUAAAGGAACUGUAGAAAAACAGUGAAGCACCUCAAUUUAUGUUAAAUUGAAACUAUAAACACCAUGUUAAACUAGAAACCAUAAAAACACCGUUGGGUCAAGUGUUUCUCUAAAGGCAAUUGUGAUUCACAAUAGUUGACUGCAUCACGACACUUCUUCCCAAAUGCAAGAUUUCCCCAAAUGCAAAUUUUCCACAAAUUUCUUGUUCUAGUCAUAUUCCAGCUGUAUUUGUGCAUCAUGAUACAUUUGGGACAAUUCUUUAAAGGAGGAUGGCUUUGAGAAGUUGCUGUAUAUCCUGUUAUUAGAACAUGAGAAUGAGCUCUUUAAAUAAGCGAUCUUCUGAUGCUGUUCAUUGGCUUACAGAUUAUUCAAUACAGGACUGGCAGCAUUCCUGCUUGACAAGUUCUUACAGCUUUCAUUCAAGUCAAGAGCUGAACAAGAAGUCACUACUCAGAAGAACAGUUUGUAUAAUAUAUAAAGAGGAACAGAGCUGAAACUGGAUCAUUCAAACUUUAUCAGUAGGAACCUAUAUGUAAAUUUUACAGAGAACUACAAGUAACCAGGCAUAUGAGCACUGUAUAGAACAAAUUCUGACUAGCAGCAGAUGGACAUUCAGUGCCCCCCUUGUAGCUUACUCCAUCUCCUUGCAUAAUCUGCACUGGAACCACAGAUACGAAGACCAGGGACCUGUAUACCAGAAUUGUUUCACAAAACAAUUUUACUCUUCUUGGGAAGCAACUGAAUGGGGUAUUUCUGUGAUAUUGUCUGAAGAAUGAAGAUCCAGACUAGGCAACGUCUAAUUCAUACACCUCUUUCUUACAGGUAGUUCUGUUUUAGCAUUUAUCUGGCUGUAAUCUUCAAACAGCAUCUAUCAGAAUUCAGCUUAAAGUAUUUCAGCUACAACCUGUAGACUGCAGUCAGAACAGUGUAUAAUUUUUUUCCUCCUGGGAACAAUUAAUAAACUGGUGGGGUUACAAUUCAGUGAGUAAAGGAAGUCCUAAUGUAAGGCUUUUUCAGUGUACAAUUAUGAUAUUAUGGCCCUAAUUCAUCAUUUUGUUAGAAAAAUUUUACAUGGGUGUGAGUGCCGUGGAAUUUGGCACAAUGCUCAGCACAGGAGCCUGGUUGUGUUGUACUUCACAUUCAUUUAAAACCACAGCCACUGCGCUGAAGUUCAGCCGAGUCUCAAAGGUACUCAAAUGGUUCCAUGAAGGGAUAUUUCAGGACUCUAGAUUUAGAGGGGUGUUCCAAGCACUAAUACAAUCUCUGUGAGUAAAGAGCCUACACUCCAGCCAUGACACAGAGAUCCCUCCUAAACCUCAACUAUUAACUAAGUUCCAUGUCAUUAAAAUUCACUCUUGGAUGCAAAUCCAGAAAGCUAAGUUUUUAAUUUAAUUUAAAUUAAAAGUACUCCAUCAUACAAAUACUCUGGGCCAUUCUGAGGACAAAGGUGAGAGAUUACACUCACCACUUGGAAAGGGCUGCUUCCUUUCACCAGCCAGGGAAAGGGCCAUCGCAUUCACCAAUGUCGUGCCAACACAGUAAAGUUACUUUUGCAGCUCCGUCCUCUGUCAUCUUUGCUUAGUUCUUCAUCAAAAAACAUAUCACUUGGUCAUAGAUAUAACACAAUUAUCCAGUUCCUCUGAAUUGCCGAUGACAUUUUAUCUUCCCUUUCUUCUACAUCAGUGACUCCUCAUUGUAACUGCUGCUUAGAACAAGCUCCUCAACCAACAGUGGAGCAGGAGACUAUUAUUAUCACCAUUUGUAAGUGCAGAAAUGUGGGACUGACCUAUAUGGACCUGCCUGGCAUGAACAAUCCCUCACAAGGGGCAGUUCUGAGAAGGGUGCAGCAAACAAAGGGUGCUUGCUUUUUAUUAGGGACAUCUCUACCAUCACAUAAGCCCAGGAAUUUCUUAAACAGAAGUACUUAGUGGUUCUCAGCAGUAUGAGAUUAAAGUUCAAGCAGAUAUCUGUAGAUGGUAAGACAUUUCCUCAGCAAAGAAAACACUAACUUCUGUGUAACAAAGGGGCCUUCCAUUUUAACCCCUGGCUCCUCCGAGCUGCAGAUGUUCCACUAGUCUGAGAUUGGCUGGGGUUUGCUGCAGCAAUAAGGUCUUGUACAUGAUUUCUGAGGGGACCAGUUCUGUUAGUAAGAAAUUCAUCUCAAUGGAGCCAUGCCAAUUUAUAUUUGACAAUGGUGUGGCCCUGAUUCCCUGUGUAGAAAGCUGCUUUCCCAGUCCUGAUGUUUCCACUGCUUCAUCUUUCAGGUUUGCACAGAAUUAAUUGUCACCAGAUGAUAAAAUAAGUUCCACGAUCUCAUCUUUAUAACUGAACCUUUCUAUUUCCUUAUGGACACAUUAAAGAUGUUUGAUUUAAGGAGAUCAAUGGCUCAGUGAGUCAUAUUGCUCAGAUCUUUGCACAGAUGGGGACCCCCACUCAGCACGUAAGUCUGUUCCUGUGCAGAGCAAAUGUAGGAUGGGGCUUAUCUCCAUCACUUUGGUCCCUUUUUAGCAUUGCAGGGCUCAUCCUGAGAUCCAUAAAUGCUAAGGGACUUUAUUAGGAAAGGAGGAAGAGAGCCCCUGAAAAUGAAUCCUGAGUCUGUGUUGCUAGGUGUGUAGAUUUCAAGAUCGGAAGUGUAUGUCCCUUGUGGCGACAACAAAGGACAGAAAUACUUCUCCAGGAAGCCAAAGAAAUAUCAGAGAAAUUACAGAACUGCACAAGGGUACCAGGCAUCCAUGUGGCCUUUGUGCAGCAGAGCUUGAGAUAUGAAUCUCCUAUUCUCAAAAUAUUCUGGGAUGACUGAGAGAGAGAAAUGUCAUAAAAGCUAUUUCGCCUCCUGCUUCAGUGAGAAGUUUUUUGCUUUGGGUAGAUGGGAAAUUUCACCUUUUUAUCUACAGCCCUAUGAUAUAAAUACAGUGUGCUAGUGACUGAAAGUUAUAUAGCAAUAAAUGAAAGUUUCCAUUGCCAGGAUUUCCAGAUACUGCCUGUGACAAUGUUAAUACUAGCCCCCAGAACAACCACUUCUGAAGUCCGUGGUGGCAGCCUAAUAACCUCAGAGAACUGAUGUUUUGGUUUCAGCAUGACUCUCAAAUGGACAGAUGUCCUUCUCAGACCUGCAGCACUACAGCUGCUCUCCUUGCAGUUAGCCUCUGCAGGCCCAGUGAUGCACAAGACUGAGCAGCAGAGGUGGUUACGGAUCUGCCAGAUGGUCUGAAGUGGAGAGGUUGGGCAGAAGGAGAAACUCUUCCACUGUUCCACAUUCCAGCCUUUCCUCACUUUCAAGACUUUUUUUGUUGUACCUCUGUACUUCCCCAUUUUUUAUAUAUUGGCGCUCCACCACUCUCCCAAACCCUGAUCACCUGUUUUAUCAACAUUUUUUUAACCAUCUCUGCACUCCCUUUCAGAUCUCCCUUAUUGAUGGAAAGCUUUUUAAAAACGAAUUCACAAAGGCUAUACUCCUCUCCUCUUUCAGCUCCUUCCUCAAGAUUUACACCCACCAGAAUAUUUGCAGGAAAUUGCAAGCUAAUAAUAGCUUUGCAGACAACCAGUGAUGACGGUCAAAUGUCUUUGAAAUGGAUUCGGUUUUAUUUGUCUUUCUCACCUUUUGGAUUAGAUUAUCUCUUGACUGGUAGAUGUCACCACCAAGUUUUUUAAUCUCUUUGUUAAGCACUGUCAUUUCUCUACAUGGAGCUCUGCUUGCAAGUUGUGCAUGAAUUUUAGCCUGUGUAGUGGACCAGAGAGGUGGAGCACAGCAGAGUAUGGAGGGUUAUCUCCACUAUGUCCACAGCUGAACAUGUAAAGAAGGUUUGGACUUCAGAUCCUGGUGGACUCCAUACACUUCAAGUGAAUGAGGGAGCAGCACUUUGAUAUAAAGCAUGGAAGAGUAUUCUGUACCACAUAAGGGAAAAGAAAAGACUACUGCUGAUUGCUCCAGAAAAGUUACCAUCUAAGGAAUUCAGAAUCUGAUUUUACAGGAAUCACUGUUUGGAGAAGGGCUCUAGCAUGUGUAGCUGUUGUGUUGUGUUAGUCCUUUGCUGCUUGGGACUGCUGUCUGCAGAUCAGAGCCUGAAACCUCAGCUUGGAGACUUUCAGCUUGCAACAAAUAAUCCCACUCUUACCACAGUUGCUCUAGAGAAACCUUUCUGUAUGUUUGAUAGCUCACUGUAUCCAAACAGAUCUUAUGCCAUCUACUUGUAUGUAAUGAAGGAAUCAGCAAGUGUGAUGAGCUCCCUCGUGACUGACGAAAGCAGCAAACCCCUGGGCAGCACGUUCCAGCAAACAAGCGGGGGACGGCUCGGACCUUACAAUGCUGCCUUCUUCGAUGUACCUGACUGUGCAGUGCCCCCCAGGCUUCCUGAUGUAGGAGACAUGAACAAAGCUCCUGAUGUCCUGAAGCAAUACCUCUUCAGAGUUGGGGACGAUGGGACUUGUCUGUAUGACCCAAACUUCCUAGGGGUCUGUAACCCACCACUUGCCCCAGACACGACAUACAGGUUUAAAUACGUGUUGGUAGAUAACUCUGAAGGUAUCGUGAAAGACCAAACUCUUUGGUCUGAUCCAAUCAAAACCAGAAGAUCCAAACUUCCCAUGAAAAUUGAUACCUGGCCUGGUCGAAGGAGUGGAGGCAUGACUGUCAUCACAUCAAUCCUAAGUGUUUUGGUGUUCCUUUUGCUUACUGGCUUUCUUGCUUCUGUGUUUUCUGUUGUUAUGGGAUCAGAAGAUGCUUCUGCAGAGACAAAGGGCAUGUCUCCAACUGUUCAGCAAAGUGAACUGAGACCACAGCUGAGCUCUGAGUGAAAAACCUGGUUCAUGUCAAGCUGGAAACACAACUGAAUUGUUACAGGUGCUAGACCUACAGGACUGUCUCCUACUGGACUCAACACUGGUCCACUGCUACAGUAUGCAAACAGGCAAAUGCACAUGAAUAACACAGAUAAAAUAAGGACAACUUUAAAAAAUAAUAAUGCAGUAUGUGAUAUCCUGUCUUGCCCUAAUGAGAUUUCAUUUAGCUAACUGGCUUUUAUAGCACCCAUCAGGUACCUGGUCUGAAGUAAGAAGAUUAAUGAGAUCCUUCAACUUCAGUGGUGCAAUGACAGGUUGUCUUGUACAUGUUCUCAUGUUGAGCCUGCAGACUUCUGAUGCGCUUCUCAUGAUCAGAAGAACAUGAUGUAGCCAUUUGUGUCUCAACCUUUCUCUGUAGUGACUGCUGAGGAAUUAAAGAAAUACGGGCUGCUUUAUUAAAAGAUGUUCUUAGAGAAAACUAAGGAUUAAAAGGUAGACAACAGGGAGCUGCUGCUUCCUCAGGAUUUUGGUGACCAUUUGUCAUAAGUCUUCCAUUCUUUCCUCUCUUUCCUUAAAAAGAAGCAACCAAGUUCCAAUUGCCCUGUAUGUAGCAGAGUAAUUUUAAUCUCCAAUACUUAAAUACCCUCAAACAGCUUUACAGGGAUAAUAGCAAACAAAAUUACUUCAAUGAAGGUGUGUUCUUUCAGAGCUCAGUAUAAUCUGCUGAUGGGCUAGUAACGGGGAGAUACUGCUUCAGUGGAAAAAACAUGAGUAUAUCCACUGCACUCAGGGUUGGCCUCAUUCCUGACCUUUACCUUAGGCAGCAGCAAGCCAGCACUCCUCGCAUCUUAGUAUCUGUAUCUGGGCUGGGGGGGGUUGGAGGGUCUUUUGAGCUAAUUCUUUGUUUCUUCAUUUUAUGAUCAGUUGGAGAGUAGAAAUAAAGUUUUGCAUCA